Messenger RNA from Bathycoccus prasinos, 1293 nucleotides. RefSeq lists its product with no specific name. The transcript has a single exon. The coding region runs from base 1 to 1293 and encodes 430 amino acids. NCBI's taxonomy places the organism in Eukaryota, Viridiplantae, Chlorophyta, Mamiellophyceae, Mamiellales, Bathycoccaceae. The record is from RefSeq and is a predicted model, not a curated record. Gene Ontology annotation, biological process: canonical NF-kappaB signal transduction.
AUGGCGGUAUUGCCAAGUCAACAACAACAACCACACGGCGUAAAAAUAGGAGUUGAACUUGUCAUCAAACUCGUCGCGUCCGCUCGAUCGUCCGGUAAGAAACCACUUUUUGUGCUUUUCUCGCUUUGUUGCGUCGUCGCAUUCGUCUCCUUGUUGGUGGUUGACGGGGGAAAUGCGCUCGGAUUCUCCCCUUCUGUUUCAACGAUACAGACGACGAUAAAAGAGGAAAAGGAGGAUUCUUUGAAGACGAUGAAGAAAGACGAGGAUAAAACGCUCGAUUUCUGGGAAAAACUAGCCAACCUCGCCUUGUUUGCGGCGUGUAUAGCGACGAUUGGGAUUUUGGUUUUAGCGAGACGGGCGCGGAAGAAUAGUAGUCAUGUUAAAAUAGAAGGGCAACCGGCGACGAUACCGGCGAAUGCGAGUGGGCAACAGAAAAGUUGGAACGGAAGUCACUGGGUGGAACAAACGACACAUGCGACGUCGGUGUUAUCGAGUCCGUACCGGAAUUCACCGUCGACGACGACGAGUUCGAGUUCGUCGAGACCGCCGGACGCCAACUGGGCGAAAGCGAAAGCGCCGACGAGCGUGUGGAGUAAAGGGAGCGAGAGCGCGAAUACUAACGGUACAAACAUUAACGAAACUUUGGACGAGGAUAAAACUGAGUUUGCGACUGGAUUUGGGUACAGCGAAGGCGCGACGAGUGAGACGGCCAGAGAACGCGCGUAUCGGGAAACGCUCUGGGCGAGACGAGAGGCGGAGGAAUUGGAAGCGGAGGAGAACGAGGAAGAUCAGAGGAACCAUCACGAGUAUUUCACCAAACACGAGGAGAAGGAGGAUAGACGCGGGGGCAAUACGAGCACGAACACUAGGCAACACCAACACCAACAAAAACCCUCCUCCUCGGUAUCCUCUUCGAAAAAAGAAAAAGAAUCCGCCUCGGCGAAACGGGAACGCCGCUGGUCCAAAUUCGACCAGCGCUGGGAAUCCCUCGACGCCUCCUCCGCCACCUCUCGCCUCCCGCUGACGUACAACGACAUCCCGUGGCCGCCAAAAAUGGCAAAACUCUUAGAACGCAAAGUUUCCGAACAAGAAAAACACCACCAACAUCAAGGGACAAGCAUCAGCAAGAAAAAAGUCUACCGCGAGCUCAUCCUCCGCUGGCAUCCGGACAAGUUCAUGCAAAAAUACGGGAAGAGAGUUCGAGCGGGAGGCGACGAGGAUAGAAUUAAAGAGAGAGUAGAUGCGGUCGCCAAAGCGCUCAGCGCCAGCAUGUCCUCCUCAGUCUCCUCCUAG